Molecule: messenger RNA, 1548 nt
Organism: Aspergillus niger
Lineage: Eukaryota; Fungi; Ascomycota; Eurotiomycetes; Eurotiales; Aspergillaceae
Exons: 5
Coding region: 1-1548 (515 amino acids)
Molecular function (GO): iron ion binding; oxidoreductase activity, acting on paired donors, with incorporation or reduction of molecular oxygen; monooxygenase activity
Source: RefSeq, a predicted model, not a curated record
AUGAGCGUUGGCGAAGACCUCCUCUCCAAGGUCACGGUGACCAACGUGAUCUUGGGUGUGGUUGUCUAUGUGGUCCUUCAGUUUGUGCGCCAAAUCGUCUAUUAUCACUUUUUCCAUCCAUUGUCGAAAUUUCCUGGUCCAUUCUGGGGCGGCGUCACCCGACUCUGGAUUGCAUGGCAUAAUCUGCGCGAGACUGAAUUGCAGACCGUGUACGAUCUCACAAAGAAAUAUGGCCCCGUAGUACGCAUCACUCCCACCCUCCUGCUCGUCAGCGACCCCAAAAAGCUCCCCGACAUUUACCAUCGCAAUGCCGACAAAACGGGACACUACAUCACCGGAUCUUUCGGCGAGACCGAGUCUCUGUUCAAUAUGCGCUCCCACAAGACGCACGCGGCAUUUAGGAAGCACAUCGCAGGCCCAUACAGCUUUAGCAGCGUCAAGCGCAUGGAGCCGCUGCUCGACGCCCACAUUGAGCAUUGGCUACAGAAAAUCGACGAGAGGUUCGCCAGCACGGGCGCUGGCUUCGACUUCUCAUGGUGGGCAGUCUACAUGGCAUACGACAUCAUCAGCGAGGUCGGCUUCGGUGCGCCCUUCGGCUUUGUCGAGCAAGGACAAGACGUCGGCGGUCUAGUACAAGGCUUCCACGACGGACUGCCAGCAUUCGGUCUCCUGGCGCGCCUCCACCCCUUCACCAGCUGGAUGAAAACAACUUUCAUGAAGAAAUACCUAGUUGCGACUCCCCAAGACGACUCCGGUAUUGGAGUCCUCAUGCGCUUCCGCGACCGACUCAUCGACCAGCGCCUGCGCGAUCUCGAAGAAAAGAAGGACAUCGGCCGGAUCGAUCUCCUCCAGACCUUCCUCGAGGCCCGCACCGAGGAGGGCAAACCUCUCGACAUGGACUACAUUCGCGCAGAGGUUCUGUUGGUCCUUCUGGCUGGCGCCGACACCACCGGAACUGUCUUCCAGGCACUGGUGCACAACCUCAUGACCCACACGGAGGUGUACGAGCGCAUGAUGGCCGAGAUUGAUGAUGCUGCCCGAAAGGGUCUCAUCAGUCCCAUGGCCCAGUACCAGGAGAUCGUCGAGCACUUGCCCUACUAUGCCGCGUGUGUCCGCGAGACUUUGCGCAUGAACCCUGCCGCGCCGAACAUCUUCCCUCGAUACGUCUCCGAGCCGGGUAUCGAUUUAUAUGGCCAGUUUGCGCCCGCGGGCACGGAGAUCUCGUCUAAUCCGUGGAUUGUUCAGCGCGAUGAGGGAGUGUUUGGUGCAGAUGCGAAUGUGUUCAACCCGGAGCGCUGGCUGGAUCCGGAGCGCGCAAAGGUCAUGAAUAAGUAUAUGUUUACUUUCGGGUACGGGACGCGAGUGUGUUUGGGCAAGGAUAUUGCUAUGAUGGAGCUGUUUAAAGGUCCUUUGCAGCUCUUCCGCAAAUUCAAGCUUCAUUCGAUUGCGGGCAAGCCUUCCGCGCAUUUUGUGAUCAAGGGAGGCGUGGGAUUCUGGCGCGAUAUGUGGGUGACUGUGGACAAACGGGGGGCUGUGAAGGCGACGUAG